This is a messenger RNA of Triticum turgidum subsp. durum (durum wheat), 786 nucleotides long. The record is from the annotation of a GenBank genome assembly. Lineage: Eukaryota; Viridiplantae; Streptophyta; Magnoliopsida; Poales; Poaceae.
AUGGCCUCCACGAUGCCGCACCGCAUCGCGCUGCUCCUGCUCCUCCUGGCGUCCACGCGCGCGGCGACCGCGGCCGGCGCCGGCGCCUGCGCGGCCGAGAAGUUCCCGGCGGGGAAGACGUACGCCAAGUGCGAGGACCUCCCGCAGCUGGGCGCCGCGCUGCACUGGACCUACGACGAGGCCAAGUCAUCGCUCUCGCUGGCCUUCGUGGCGGCGCCGGCGGGUACCAACGGGUGGGUGGCCUGGGCCCUCAACCCCACGGGCGAGGGCAUGGCCGGCGCGCAGGCGCUCGUGGCGCUCAAGGGCUCCGGCUCCGCCGCGCCCACCGUCAGGACGUACAACAUCACCGGCUACGUGCCGCUCGGCAAGGCCUCCACGCCCAUCGCGUUCCCGGCCACCGACCUCGCCGCCGACUCCGGCAGCGGCGGCAAGAUCCGGCUCUACGGCAAGCUGCAGCUGCACAGCGGGAUGAAGGCGGUGAACCACAUAUGGCAGGUCGGCACCUCCGUCACCGCCGGGGCCCCCGACAAGCACGCUUUCGCCGCCGGCAACCUCGCCUCCAAGUCCAAGCUCGUCCUCUCGGGCAAAGCGGCCUCCGCGACCUCGCCUUCGCCGGCGCCCGCCCCCAUGGCCGGUGGGCCGUCCGGAUCGGCCGGCAGCGACGGCGGCGCGUCGGCGACCACGGCGCCUUCCGCCGGCAAGUCCCCGUCGGGCGCGGCCGCGGUCGGCGUGUCGGCGCCGGCACUCCUUGUGCUCGCGUUGAUGGGACUCCUCGCGGUAGUAUGA